CGGGCUUUGGAACAGAGAUGGUGGAACUGUUGAAGCAGAGAACGAAGGGAAAAAAAGAAAGAAAGAAAGAAUGAAUGAUACAAAAAUUUAGGCAGAAAAAAAUGGAAGUGAAAGUUUGAAUCAAUCGCCGGAAAAGAUGAAGCUGAAGCAGUUGGAAGGCCUUCUUGGUGGUCUCCAGCAGUUCCCUCAACCCAAGGAGGAGCUUGAACAGUAUCCAACGGGACCCCAUAUUGCUUCCCGAAUGCUUUUCACUGCGGAGAAUUCGUUUGAGGAUGUGAGCAACAAAGUAGUGGCUGACUUUGGAUGCGGCUGUGGUACGUUAGGUGUUGCAGCUGCCCUUUUGGGUGCAGAACAUGUUCUCAGCAUUGACAUUGAUCCAGAAUCUCUUGAAAUAGCUUCUGUUAAUGCAGAGGAACUUGAGCUUGACAUCGAUUUUAUUCGGUCUAAUGUCUUGGAAUUGGGAUGGAGAGGUCCAAUUGUUGAUACAGUUAUAAUGAAUCCUCCAUUUGGUACUCGCAAAAAAGGUGCAGAUAUGGAUUUUCUUUCCGUUGCUUUGAAGGUUGCUUCGCAAGCUGUUUAUUCUUUGCAUAAGACUUCAACAAGAGAUCAUGUGAAACGAACAGCAUUAAGGAGUUUCAAUGCUAGUAGUGCUGAAGUUAUAUGUGAGCUUCGGUUUGAUGUACCAAAAAUGUACAAAUUUCAUAAGAAGAAGGAAGUAGAUAUUGCUGUGGACCUCUGGCGGUUUGUUCCAGCAAGUCAUCAAAGAAGUACUUGAUGCAGACAAGGAUACUGUGUAUUGGAAUGCAUGAUAAGAUUGCAAGAAAAAGGAAAAUUUUGGUUCUCUAUGUAACAAUUGGUCGAUGGCACUUCUUUAGUUGUGUGUAUCUAUAAAUUCAAUAGUUGAGAAGUUCCAGUACUUUUUCUGCUUUUACGUACAGGGAUCUUCCUGAAGUUGGUUGGUUAUAUCUGAUUAUGAAACUUCAGUUAUAUCAGACAAUAUUAUGCUCCUUCUAUUUCAUAUUGAUUAUCAA
Messenger RNA from Vigna unguiculata (cowpea), 1031 nucleotides. Its product is annotated as S-adenosyl-L-methionine-dependent methyltransferases superfamily protein. Gene Ontology annotation, molecular function: rRNA (adenine-N6-)-methyltransferase activity; nucleic acid binding. Gene Ontology annotation, biological process: rRNA methylation. The record is from RefSeq and is a predicted model, not a curated record. NCBI's taxonomy places the organism in Eukaryota, Viridiplantae, Streptophyta, Magnoliopsida, Fabales, Fabaceae.